Messenger RNA from Cornus florida, 1682 nucleotides. RefSeq names its product alpha-galactosidase-like. NCBI's taxonomy places the organism in Eukaryota, Viridiplantae, Streptophyta, Magnoliopsida, Cornales, Cornaceae. The coding region runs from base 358 to 1533 and encodes 391 amino acids. Gene Ontology annotation, molecular function: hydrolase activity, hydrolyzing O-glycosyl compounds. The transcript is spliced from 16 exons. Gene Ontology annotation, biological process: carbohydrate metabolic process. The record is from RefSeq and is a predicted model, not a curated record.
CCGUGUACAUGGGUUUAGAAAAGAUGAAUCUCAGUACAUUGCCAUGACUUGUAUGCGUUGCCGUGUACAUGGGCUUAGAAAAUAUGAAUCUCAAGUGCAUUGUCAUGACUUUUAUGUAUUAAGUCUAUAUAUAGGGUUAGAGAAGAAGAAUUAGCGAAGCAAUUGCAGUGCAGGGACAACUACUAUAUAUGUGUGUGUGUGUGUGUGUGCGCUGAUGUGUGAAGUAUCAAUUACACAUUUGAGAAGUAAAAGAGAAUUGCUUCCUACAUUUCUCUAAAUAGUUAUAAUAGUCUUUGCACUUUAUAAUCUCUCAUAAUUCUAAUCCGGGAGAGAUUAUUCAAGACAUACGAAGCAACCAUGCGGUCAUUCAUGUUAUUAUCUUUCUUCAUGUUACUGCUCUCACCAUCGAUUGCUACUACUGAAGCUGAUCGGAGGAACCUUUUGGAAAAUGGUCUGGCUCUAACACCCCAAUUGGGAUGGAAUAGCUGGAACCACUUCCGCUGCAAAAUCGACGAGAAACUAAUUAGGGAAACAGCGGAUGCGAUGGUGUCGUCGGGACUUGCAGCAGUUGGAUACGAAUAUAUAAAUUUAGAUGAUUGUUGGGCAGAGCUUAAUAGAGAUUCUCAGGGGAAUUUGGUUCCUAAAGCUUCAACAUUUCCUUCGGGAAUCAAAGCUCUAGCAGAUUAUGUUCAUAGCAAAGGAUUAAAGCUUGGAAUUUAUUCUGAUGCUGGGAAUCUAACAUGUAGCAACACUAUGCCCGGGUCACUAGGAUAUGAAGAACAGGAUGCAAAGACUUUUGCCUCAUGGGGAAUUGAUUACUUGAAGUAUGAUAACUGUAACAGCAAUAAUAUGGGCCCCAAGGAAAGGUAUCAUAAAAUGAGUAAAGCUUUAUUAAGCUCCGGAAGGCCUAUCUUUUUUUCUCUGUGUGAAUGGGGAGAAGAAGAUCCAGCAACUUGGGCUGUAAAGAUUGGAAAUAGUUGGAGAACCACUGGAGACAUUGAAGCUAAUUGGGGAAGUAUCACUUCUCGCGCAGAUCAGAAUGACAAAUGGGCAUCUUAUGCUGGGCCUGGCGGAUGGAACGAUCCCGACAUGUUGGAAGUUGGAAACGGUCGUAUGACAGAAGCAGAAUAUCGUUCUCAUUUUAGCAUAUGGGCAUUAGCUAAGGCUCCUUUAUUGAUUGGGUGUGAUAUUCGAUCCCUCGAUAGUGUGACUUACAAACUACUGAGCAAUAAGAAAGUUAUUGCAGUUAAUCAAGAUAAACUUGGAGUUCAAGGGAAAAAGGUUAAAAAGAAUGGAAAUUUAGAGGUAUGGGCAGGUCCACUUAGUCGCAACAGAGUGGCAUUAGUCCUAUGGAACAGGGGAGCUUCUAAAGCUACAAUUACUGCUCAUUGGUCUGAUAUUGGUUUCAAGCCAACUACCAUUGUGAAAGCACGAGAUUUGUGGGCGCAUUCGACUCAAAGUCCAGUCAAGGGCCAACUAUCAGCUGACGUGGAUUCUCAUGAUUGUAAAAUGUAUGUCCUAAAUCCACAAUAAAAAAAAAAGGAGGCGGCUAUGUAUGUGGUAUUGUAGCAUCCAACCGAACAAGAGAAGAUUGUGAAUUUGUGAUUUUGAACAAAUUCAAUGCAUAUAAAAUGCAAUAAUGUAUUGUUGAGGUCUACGUGGAUCUGUAUUUUUUUAUGUUA